Molecule: messenger RNA, 3478 nt
Organism: Sceloporus undulatus (fence lizard)
Lineage: Eukaryota; Metazoa; Chordata; Lepidosauria; Squamata; Phrynosomatidae
Gene: DUSP16
Product: dual specificity phosphatase 16
Exons: 6
Coding region: 1327-3321 (664 amino acids)
Biological process (GO): protein dephosphorylation; negative regulation of MAPK cascade
Cellular component (GO): nucleus; cytoplasm
Molecular function (GO): MAP kinase tyrosine/serine/threonine phosphatase activity; protein tyrosine/threonine phosphatase activity
Source: RefSeq, a predicted model, not a curated record
GCCACUCUUUCCUGUCAAAAACAGCUGUUUUUCCUCCCAGCUGCCGGGGAAGAUCUAGGAGCUCCAGAAGCCAAAACAAAAUGAAAGAUCAUGAGUAUUGAUGCUGGGGGAAAUACCAGGGCCACAGCAGACAUGCAUAUCACACCAAACAACAUCACACUGAACGCGAAGUAGCCUGGGAAUAGGAUUUGUGAAUUCCAUAGUUCACCGAAUUUACUUAAGUGUAGAUUGAUGCAUGAUUACGUUCGGAGCGCAUUCAGAAUGUGAGCGAAUGUGUUCUGAUAAUCUUUCGCGCAAUAAAGUGAAUACGCAUGAUUGCAUUUAGGAUGACACUGGAUUAUACUUCCAAUUUCAGUUGUGUGAUAUUGUCCGUUGUAAUUAAGGAUGAAUCUGCCUAUGGAGUAAAAUGAGAUAGAGAAUCCUGAAAUAUCACAGUGAAUUAAUUAGCAGCAAAAGGAGAGCUUAGAUGAUUCUGCCUUAUUCUUUCCCACCAGUCUUUUUUCUCUUCCUUUCUACUCCUAUUAGAGCUUGUGUGUGUCCCAUAUGUAUAUUGGCCACAACUGGAAUAAAAUCAACUUGAAGAAGGAAGUAAAAUGGUCACAUAUGUCCAGAUGAAGGAUUAAACACUCCUCCCUCCUGCUGGUUUCCCCUUCCAAACCAAGUCUCUGUUUUGUAGGCCAGAGUUUGUGGGUUUAGGUCUCCAAUGAUUAUCUAGUUUGGUCUUCUGGUGGGGCAAUAGAUAGAGGGAGGAAAAUAGUUCUCAUGAUGGACACUUUCAUUUGAAAAUAAAUGAAAAAGCAUGGUUCGUAGCGCAUGAAAAUGCUUUUGUGACAAGAAGGGGAGUUAACGGGGGAUGGGAUUGUAGUUUGCAAACUCUCAUAGUCUGUCUUUCUUUUUCUUUUUUUGUCUGCCUCUUGUCGCCUCUUUCCAUAUCUCAACAGGCUCCUAGUUCACUCUAAAGCCGAUGAUGAGGAAACAAAGGUAAAGAAUGAUGUAAUGGCAGGACCAGCCGAAAAGCAUCUUUUGUUUGAGUUGUGAAAUGGCUACUCUAUACCCCAAGAUGAAUUGGUUGUGAGGGGCUGCUUUGUGGAGCAAGUCCUGUAUAACCAGCACAUCAACUCGGGAGCCAGAGGAGGCAUUCAUCUUUGGAGGACCCUCUCAAGAGAAAAUGGGUCUAACUUUUCUCUUGCCAGUUACUACCAGUAUGACCUCAUACACUUUCAGUACAAUUGAAUGGUUAAGCCUUUAAGUGCAUAGCCAUUACAUCAUCAUCUUCAUCAUUGCUGCAAAUUAGAGAGGAAGGCAAGAAAGGCCUCAUUUGUUGUCAUGGCUGAUGCAGUGAAUGGUACUCGACUCAUUUUUGGCGAGAGGCUAGUGGCUUUGCUGGAAAGCGGCAUGGAAAAAUUGCUGCUGAUUGACAGCCGCCCCUUUGUGGAAUACAAUACAUCACACAUUCUGGAUGCCAUCAACAUCAAUUGCUCCAAGCUCAUGAAGCGGAGGCUGCAGCAGGAUAAAGUUUUGAUCACAGAACUCAUUCAGCACUCUGCAAAGCACAAGGUUGAAAUUGACAGCAAGCAAGAAGUGGUGGUAUAUGAUCAAAGCUCAAACAAUGUCACUACUGUCUCUUCUGAUUCUUUUCUGAGCGUUCUGCUAGGAAAACUGGAGAAGAAUUUCAGUUGUGUUCACCUGCUUGCAGGUGGAUUUGCUGAAUUUUCCAGAUGUUUCCCUGGCCUUUGUGAAGGGAAAUCUGUUCUAGUGCCUUCAUGCAUUUCUCAGCCCUGCUUACCAGUCUCCAACACUGGGCCGACCCGCAUUCUUCCUCAUCUUUACCUUGGGUGCCAGAGAGAUGUCCUCAACAAGGAGCUGAUGCAGCAGAACGACAUUGGCUAUGUAUUAAAUGCCAGUAAUACUUGCCCCAAGCCUGACUUCAUUCCAGAGUCCCACUUCUUAAGAGUGCCUGUGAAUGACAGUUUCUGUGAAAAGAUUUUCCCCUGGCUGGACAAGUCUGUAGAUUUUAUAGAAAAAGCUAAAGCCUCAAAUGGUCGUGUUUUGGUUCACUGUUUAGCUGGAAUAUCUCGCUCUGCCACCAUUGCAAUUGCAUACAUAAUGAAAAGAAUGGAUAUGUCUUUGGAUGAAGCCUACAGAUUUGUGAAAGAGAAGAGGCCGACCAUUUCUCCCAACUUCAACUUCCUCGGUCAACUUCUGGACUUUGAAAAGAAAAUAAAGAACCAGAGUGGCCAAAUGGGACCACUUUGCAGCAAACUGAAGCUUUUGCAUUUAGAAAAAAGCAGUGAUCAUGGAGUGGGGGGUGGACAGAACAGCAGCCUCCAUUCCUCUCCUCAGCUCUGUACUAUGUCUACCUCAGAGACCAUGGAGCAGAAGCCAGCAGAAACUGGAAAUCUGCCCAGUUGCCAUUUGCUCUCGUUAGAGGACAGUCCCUUGGUACAAGGCAUAAUUGGACUCAAUGUGUCCUCUGACAAAGUUGAAGACAAUAACAGGCUGAAGCGCUCAUUUUCCUUGGAUAUAAAGUCUGUAUCUUGUGUGGCAAGUAGCAACUGUGUCACAACUUCAGCACAGGGCUAUCCUUCCUUGGAGGACACAUUAGAAUACUACAAGCAUUCAGCCACUUUGGAAGGUGGCAGCAAAUUAUGCCAGUUUUCCCCUGUUCAGGAGGUUUCGGAACAGACGCCUGAAAGCAGCCCAGAUAAAGAGGAGGCAAAGCCUCCUGAAAAAUCCCAGAAUGCCUGGCAGCUGGACAGCCAGAGCAAAUGGCAACCCUUAGGAAGAACCACUAGUGCCACUCAGAGGUCGCUCUUGUACCCAUUGCACCGAACUGGCAGUAUGGAGGACAAUUAUAGAACAAACUUUGUCUUUGGCCUUUCAACCAGUCAGCAGCAUUUGGCCAAGUCUGCUGCUGGGCUGGGCCUGAAAGGCUGGCAUUCGGACAUCUUGGCUCCUCAGGCUUCUACGACAACAUCUCUGAGCAACAGCUGGUAUUUUGCUACAGAUGCCUCUCACUUUUAUUCUGCUUCUGCUCUAUAUGGGAGCAGCACUACCUACUCUUCCUUUGGGGGCAGCCAACUACCCACAGGGUGUGAGCAAGCUUAUGCCGUCCGCAGGAGAGAGAAGCACGGUGACCGAGGAGACUCUCGUCGGAGCUGGCAUGAGGAGAGUUCCUUUGAGAAGCAGUUUAAGAGAAGGAGCUGCCAGAUGGAAUUUGGGGAAAGUAUAAUGUCAGACAACAGGAGCCGAGAGGAACUUGGGAAAGUGGGCAGCCAGUCUAGCUUUUCAGGCAGCAUGGAGAUUAUUGAAGUAUCUUGAAGCUCUGUUCCAUGAUUCUAUGUUUUCCCUCAUUUUGUGUAAAAUAAUUCCCUGUAAAUCUGAAAUUUCUAGGAAAUGCGAACCAUGGGGCUUCAUUGUGAAGGAAAUGAUGGUGUGUGUGUGAAUGUGUAUUAAAAAGAGAAGUGAAAUGACUAAA